CAUACGCCAUAGUAUGUAUGUAGUUCGAUUAAACGCCAUUGUUUGAUUCCGAUUCAGGUAUGAAGCAAAGGCUAACAUUGUAAACUAACUCAUAUUAUUAUUAUUUAGCUCUGUUAAAGGACUAGAGAUUUAUUUAUUUAUACAUAUAUCCAAGUAAAUUCGAGAAUAAUGUCAAGACAAACUAGCCGAUUGGAUUCAAAGAAAGUCAAUGCUCGAUGCCCUGCAAUUAUUAAAUGCUACUGAUUCAGCAUAAGAUCUACAUUCGUACUACGGCUAACGAAAAAAAAUCGAGACUAAGAGCAAAAGGUGCUGGGUGCCAAUGUGAAACUUGCGAUUGAAAUAUACAUUUGCACAUUUUAUUGUAUUCCCAAAGUUUUACUGUGAACAAUAUACGUGAAACGUGAAUACGUUGUUUUUUUUUUAAAUCAAAGUUAUCAAAUGUACGCCCGUCGAUUCAUUUUAUUUAAACGAAAACGCGUUGAAGACGGUUAAAAGAAAAACGGACACACAAUUAAAAAUUGGAUCAACAAGUGGAUACAUUUUAAUAAAGAAAAUGGAUCAUCAAACGGGUACUGCACAUAAUGAGCAGCAGCAUACAGUGAGUGGAACGAAUGGACAACAAAUUCAAGUGGUUUCGAUGAAUUCGAUGCCAAUUUCAAAUACUGGCCAACCAAUUUUGGUGCAAUCAGUUCCCCAACAAUCGUUGCAGACAAUCGUACAGCAAGCAGCACAAGCACAGCCCAUGGCACAAAUACUGCAGUUACCCGAUGGUCAGACAUUCCUCUAUCAACCGAUGCAAACGAUGGGCGAUUCAUUACCGGCUCAGCCACAAAUUAUAAACAUCAAUGGAAAUUUGAUACAAAUACCAGGUGCAACUCCAACAUCGGCAGCAACACAACCAAUAAAUGGUCAGCAAGGGCCAAUGAUGAUGUUGGCCACAGCGGCUACUACGAAUUCAACACCGAAUAAUACUGGUGGAAUAGCCACCAUUCUACCAACGAAUACUGGCGCAGCCAAUGUGUUGAGCAACACAAAUAUGGCCACGACAAAUGAUACAGUAUUCUUAAACAGUAAUGCUACGACAACGGCCAAUUCAAAUUCAAACACAACAGCUGACGAUGUCAAUAUUGAUGCUGAAGAAGAACCAUUGUAUGUAAAUGCCAAACAGUACAAACGAAUAUUGAAACGUAGACAGGCUCGUGCCAAACUUGAGAGUCGCAUUCCAAAGGAGAGACCAAAAUAUUUGCACGAAUCGAGGCAUCGACAUGCUAUGAAUCGUGUGCGUGGCGAAGGUGGUCGCUUUCAUUCACACUGUGGACCUGAAUCAAAUCAACUUCAAAUUCCACAUCAAACCAUUCAAUCAAAUCCAAUCGCACCACGCCAAAUCCAAUCACAACCAUCAAAUCAAUCAUCUCAUCCUCAGCCAAUUAUGAGCAAUGCGUCUAUUCAAUUUAUCAAAUCGGAGAGAUAGUAUCAAUAUUUUCACUAAAAAAAUAUUUAAACUAAAUUGAUCCAAAACUAUUUUAAGAAUUUUAAGCUAUGUGUGCUCUUUUUAAAACGUGUUAAAAGACAGCUUUUAGUUGAAAUAAAUUUGUAAACAGUAAAGCAAAUUAAUAAUCAGCAUCGAGUCGAAUAAAUAUUUUUUGAGU
This is a messenger RNA of Contarinia nasturtii (swede midge), 1649 nucleotides long. RefSeq names its product trafficking protein particle complex subunit 3-like. Gene Ontology annotation, cellular component: CCAAT-binding factor complex; cytosol; cis-Golgi network membrane. NCBI's taxonomy places the organism in Eukaryota, Metazoa, Arthropoda, Insecta, Diptera, Cecidomyiidae. Gene Ontology annotation, biological process: endoplasmic reticulum to Golgi vesicle-mediated transport; regulation of transcription by RNA polymerase II; intra-Golgi vesicle-mediated transport. The record is from RefSeq and is a predicted model, not a curated record. Bases 554 to 1471 code for a protein of 305 amino acids. The transcript has 2 exons. Gene Ontology annotation, molecular function: catalytic activity; RNA polymerase II cis-regulatory region sequence-specific DNA binding; DNA-binding transcription factor activity, RNA polymerase II-specific.